Mesorhabditis belari is the source of this 504-nucleotide messenger RNA. Lineage: Eukaryota; Metazoa; Nematoda; Chromadorea; Rhabditida; Rhabditidae. The record is from the annotation of a GenBank genome assembly.
AUGUCAAAAGCCGCGAAGAAGAAGUCGACAAAAUCAAAAUCGAAAUCUGCCUCCACCCAGCAGACUUUCGAUCAAAGAACUAUUCAAGAGUUCAAAGAAUCUUUUGGCAUUAUGGAUGGAAACAAAGAUGGAGUCAUUGAUAGAAACGAUCUCAUGGACUUGUAUGCCACAUUGGGCCAAAUUGCUCCAGCUGAAAAGAUUGAUGGCAUGCUAAAAGAGGCUGCUGGUCCAUUGAAUUUCACGACAUUCUUGUCGAUGUUUGGAGAGAAAAUGCAUGGAAGUGACUCGUAUGAUGCGCUCGUUGAGGCAUUCAAAAUGUUUGACCCAAAGGGAACUGGAAAGAUGAAGGAGCAAGACUUGGCUGGACUUCUACAAAACAAGCGAGGAGAGCCAUUGAAUGAUGAUGAAUAUCAAGCAAUGCUCAAGGGAAAGCCGCCAAUUGAGAAGGGAGAGGUCGACUACGUGGCUUUUGCUCGUAUGCUCACUUCUGGUGGACAAGAGGAA